AUGGUUAAAGACUUCCAUCUAUUCCCGGAUCGAACCACAUUCGGUCGAAAUAGUGAUGCGAUUAUGAGUAGAAAUUUGGCUCAAUUGACUGGCGAUGACUGGAAGAGAGUCCGAUCCAUAGUUAGCCCGACAUUCACUUCCGGAAAGAUGAAGAAAAUGUAUCCAAGAAUUAAGGAGUGUUUGACAGACUUUAUGAACCAUUUGGAGGGCUUUGCCGCUAAGAAAGAAGAGGUGAACGUAAAGGACUUGUACGGGAACUACACUAUGGAUGUGAUCGCCACGUGUGCCUUCGCCACCAAAACUGAUGUCCAUAAAGCACUCGAUAACCCAUUUGUAGUAAACGCGAGGAUUACGUUCAAUACAAACCCUGUUAGAAGAAUAGCCCAAAUGAUGUUACCAGGGUUUGUACUAAGAAGGUUAGGGUUGUCCACAUCAACCGCCAGAGACUUCUUCUUGGGAUCCAUUCGUCAGAUCCUCUCAAAUCGACGACAAAAUCAGAAUCAGAAAUACAAUGAUUUCUUACAACUGCUGAUUGAUGUGGAAAAAGCAAAUGACAUCACAAGAGAUGAGAAUGAUAUCAAUGAAUCACAUCAUGUGAACGAAGGUGAGGAAGAGUUGGCGGUCGAGAGGAAAGCCCUGAAUAUAAAUGUUGUGAAUAAGCACUUGACUGAGAAUGAGAUCCUCGCACAGGCUAUGGUUUUCCUUUUGGCCGGGUAUGAGACGACGGGAACAUUGCUUUCAUUUUGUACGUAUGAAUUGGCACUCAAUCCUCACGUCCAGGAAAUACUACACAAAGAAGUAAACUCUGCCAUCGAUUCCAACGGAGAGAUUGAUUAUGAUUUGUUGUCAAGACUUCCGUAUUUGGAUUCAGUCAUCUCAGAAACAUUGAGACUCCACUCCCCGGCCCAACACUUCCAUCUAUUCCCGGAUCGAACCAAAUUCGGUCGAAGUAGUGAUGCGAUUGGGAGCAGAAAUUUGGUUCAAUUGACUGGCGAUGACUGGAAGAGAGUCCGAUCCAUAGUUAGCCCGACAUUCACUUCCGGAAAGAUGAAGAAAAUGUAUCCAAGAAUUAAGGAGUUUAGCCCGACAUUCACUUCCGGAAAGAUGAAGAAAAUGUAUCCAAGAAUUAAGGAGUGUUUGACAGACUUUAUGAACCAUUUGGAGGGCUUUGCCGCUAAGAAAGAAGAGGUGAACGUAAAGGACUUGUACGGGAACUACACUAUGGAUGUGAUCGCCACGUGUGCCUUCGCCACCAAA
This is a messenger RNA of Oppiella nova, 1257 nucleotides long. NCBI's taxonomy places the organism in Eukaryota, Metazoa, Arthropoda, Arachnida, Sarcoptiformes, Oppiidae. The record is from the annotation of a GenBank genome assembly.